AGCCGGAACAGGGCGGGGUUCCGAGCUUGGGCGGGAGGAGGAGCGUGGGCAGGACUAACCCCACGAAGUGCACGCCGGACACCGGCUUGCAACCAUGCUCCGCUGGACCCGAGCCUGGAUGCUCCCCCAUGGGGGGCUCGGCUUCUCCAGUCCUAGCUUCACGAGGGUGCCCGUCGCACCCAGCAGCAGCGGAGGCCGAGGGGGUGCCGAGCCGAGGCCGCUGCCGCUGUCCUACAGGCUUCUGGACGGGGAGGCAGCCCUCCCAGCCGUCGUCUUUCUGCACGGGCUUUUCGGCAGCAAAACUAACUUCAACUCCAUCGCUAAGGCCUUGGCCCAGCAGACAGGCCGGAGGGUGCUGACGGUGGAUGCUCGUAACCAUGGUGACAGCCCCCACAGCCCAGACAUGAGCUAUGAGAUCAUGAGCCAAGACCUGCAGGACCUCCUGCCCCAGCUGGGCCUGGCACCCUGUGUCAUCGUUGGCCACAGCAUGGGAGGGAAGACAGCCAUGCUGCUGGCACUACAGAGGCCAGAUCUGGUGGAACGCCUGAUUGCUGUAGAUAUCAGCCCAGUGGAAACCACAGGCAUCUCCAACUUUGCAACCUAUGUGACAGCCAUGAGGACCAUCAACAUCCCAGAUGAGCUGCCCCGCUCCCAUGCCCGAAAACUGGCUGAUGAACAGCUCAGUUCUGUUGUCCAGGACAUGGCCGUGCGGCAGUUCCUGCUCACUAACCUGGUGGAGGUAGAUGGGCGCUUCGUGUGGAGGGUGAACUUGAAUGCCCUGACCCAGCACCUAGACAAGAUCUUGGCCUUCCCACAGAGGCAGGAGUCUUACCUUGGGCCAACGCUCUUUCUCUGUGGUGGAAACUCCCAAUUCGUGCAUCCCAGCCACCACCCUGAGAUUAUGCGGCUCUUCCCUCGGGCCCAGAUGCAGACGGUGCCUAACGCUGGCCACUGGAUCCACGCUGACCGCCCACAGGACUUCAUAGCAGCCAUCCGAGGCUUCCUGGUCUGAGUUGCUGGCAAGAAGCGGGGCUGGCGCAGUGGCUCAUGCCUGUAAUCCCAGCACUUUGGGAGGCUGAGGCAGGAGGAUCACUUGAGGCCAGGAGUUCGAGACCUGCCUGGCCAACAUGGUGAAACUCCAUCUCUACUAAAAAUGCAAAAAUUAGCCUGGCAUGGUGGUGCACACCUAUAAUCCAAGCUACUCGGGAGGCUGAGACAGGGGAAUCACUUGAACCCAGGAGGCAGAGGUUGCAGUGAGCUGAGAUCAUGCCUCUGCACUCCAGCGUGGGCAAGCGAGCGAGGCUCUGUCUCAAAAAAAAAAAAAAAAAAACAGAGGAGGCACAAAACCCCAGGCUUCAAGUCCCUGCAGCCUGCUCCACAUUUGGGCACAGAAGGACUCAGACGGGCACUGAGUGGACACAGGUUUACAGGGGUGGUCAGACCUCAGGCUUUAAUGAAUAAAGACUACUCCCACA
Molecule: messenger RNA, 1475 nt
Organism: Sapajus apella (tufted capuchin)
Lineage: Eukaryota; Metazoa; Chordata; Mammalia; Primates; Cebidae
Gene: ABHD11
Product: abhydrolase domain containing 11
Exons: 6
Coding region: 95-1012 (305 amino acids)
Cellular component (GO): mitochondrion
Molecular function (GO): catalytic activity
Source: RefSeq, a predicted model, not a curated record